Messenger RNA from Lolium perenne, 984 nucleotides. NCBI's taxonomy places the organism in Eukaryota, Viridiplantae, Streptophyta, Magnoliopsida, Poales, Poaceae. The record is from RefSeq and is a predicted model, not a curated record.
AUGACGCCAACACCAUCCAACUUCCACGGGCCCCUCCGACCUAAGCAGCUCCAAAUCGAUGCCCUCAAGAGGGAAGACGACACAAGAGUGCCGCCAUCGACCGAUCACGAUGGAUCUAGGGAUUUCCCCGGAGCAUACCCAGACAGGAAGCCACAACGUCACCUCGACGAUGCCUUCAAGAAGGGAGCGGCGCCCGAAGCCGCCGCCAUCGCCGGCCUCGGCCAGCUGCCGGCCGGCCAGCAACCGAGACAAGGCGUUAGCCCGGGACUUGUCGCGCCAUCCUGCUUCGUGCCCAAGACCGGACCACCUUCUUCCACCUUGCCCACCAACACCUCGCCGCAUCCGCCGAGCCACCGCCACGGCCCGCCUCCCCAUCAGAUCCGGGCGCGUAGGCCCCUGAUCCGCCACCCCACCGUCCCGGAGACGCUGCUCCAGCGUCCCUGUGCCCGCCUCCGCGCCACACAGCGCCCGCCCUGGCCUCCCGCGCACACCCGCCUGGAGACACCAAGCAGCAGCGCCCGCCUGGCCACCCCCGACGCCUGGCCGGAGCAACCCCGUCGGCACCAGCAGACAGCGCCGCACCAACCCUCCGCCGCACCACCUCCAGCCCACCGCGGCCCAGAUCGGCCCAGGAUGGCCCGCAUCACCGGCCGCCGCCUGCUGCUACGCCACGGCCGUGCCACCACAGCCCACAACGCCCAGCCGCACCCUCCCGCCGCCGCGGCAGACGAGACUCCAGGGCCGCCGCCCUGGCUUCCUCCCUCCCCUCCGACGACGCCCCACACGGGCCGGCCACCUCGACGGAAACGAGCUCCGGCCCCCUCACCCCCUUUGGAGAUGAGGCCCGCCGCCACCGCAGCUAGGGCCGGCGGCAGCGGCGGCAGGGGGGCGGCGCAGGCUGGCUGCUGGCGGCGCGAUUGGGGUUUGGCUCCCGGCGUCGCCUGGGGAGCGACGCGAGGAGCCCACCGCCUCUUUGUUCUUUAG